This is a messenger RNA of Octodon degus (degu), 1204 nucleotides long. RefSeq names its product claudin 9 (gene Cldn9). The record is from RefSeq and is a predicted model, not a curated record. NCBI's taxonomy places the organism in Eukaryota, Metazoa, Chordata, Mammalia, Rodentia, Octodontidae. Bases 161 to 814 code for a protein of 217 amino acids. Gene Ontology annotation, biological process: cell adhesion; bicellular tight junction assembly. Gene Ontology annotation, molecular function: structural molecule activity. Gene Ontology annotation, cellular component: plasma membrane; bicellular tight junction. The transcript has a single exon.
UUUAAUCCCCAAUACCGCAAAAAUAAAUAAAUAAAUAAAUAAAUAAAUAAAUAAAUAAAUAAAAGACAACAGAUACCCACUCUUCUUCCUGGGCACCGAAAACCACAUAUCUGACCCCAACCCACCUGCCUGGGGCUGAGAAGACUGAACAAACAGGCAGAUGGCAUCAACUGGCCUUGAACUCCUGGGCAUGACUCUGGCUGUGUUGGGCUGGCUGGGCACCCUCGUAUCCUGUGCGCUGCCCCUGUGGAAGGUGACUGCUUUUAUUGGCAACAGCAUCGUGGUGGCCCAAGUGGUGUGGGAAGGGUUAUGGAUGUCCUGUGUGGUGCAGAGCACUGGCCAGAUGCAGUGCAAGGUGUAUGACUCUCUGCUGGCGCUGCCCCAGGACCUGCAGGCUGCCCGAGCCCUCUGCGUUGUAGCUCUCCUUCUGGCCCUGCUUGGCCUGCUGGUGGCCAUCACGGGUGCCCAGUGUACCACAUGUGUGGAGGACGAGGGCGCCAAGGCCCGCAUUGUGCUCACCGCAGGGGUCCUCCUCCUUCUCUCAGGCAUCCUGGUGCUCAUCCCAGUCUGCUGGACAGCCCACGGCAUCAUCCAGGACUUCUACAAUCCACUGGUGGCUGAGGCCCUCAAGCGGGAGUUGGGGGCCUCCCUCUACCUGGGCUGGGCAGCGGCUGCUCUACUCAUGCUGGGUGGGGGGCUCCUCUGCUGCACAUGUCCUCCACCCCAGAUUGAGCGGCCCCGUGGCCCCAGGCUGGGCUAUUCCAUCCCCUCCCGCUCUGGUGCAUCUGGUCUGGAUAAGAGGGACUAUGUAUGAAGCAGGGUACUUUGUAGAAGCCAGCAUCUGGGCUUUGACUUCUUUUGUCUUUUACCACCACCCCACUCCUGGGAAAUCUUUUUUUUUUUUUUUUUUUAAUCCAUUCUUAUAUAGAGGUUAGAUAACCUGGUUCCAGGAUUAGUCUCAGCUGGCCUGGAUGAGCCAACCUCAGUGGUCCCCUCUUCAUGGAACCAGGGCCAAAGGCCCUAUACUUCCCUCUGUAAUUGCUCUUCUGUUGUCCAGGACAUGGGCCUUCCCCUGCCCCAGGAACUUGGAGUCCACUGAAAUAACUGCAGCUCCUUGUCUCCAAAAUAAGGAGUCAAACCUGUCCUGGAGCUGGUCCAUUCUGGCCCAGCCAAUACUUGUAUCUAAGACGCUUGGGGCCAGGCC